UGGGGCAUAACUUCAUCCACCCCUGGUCUUCUUGCCUGGGGUUGGGUUGCAUUGAUCCUCAUUCUGUCCCCCAAUACUUCAUUCACCAAAGACAGCGUUGGCGCAAAAUCUCAGCUACCUUAUGCAUCGAUGUUCACAGCCUACAAGCAGCUGUGGGUGACACUUUGGGAAGAGCCCCGCAUCCUCUUGAUCUGCCAAAAAAUCGAUCAUCACGUCUGGCAGUCAUCAUCAUCUUCCAACAUAGUGACUCCAGAAGCCGAAGAUGAGGAUUUCACAUCUGAUCUAAUGCGCUUGGCCCUUGCCAAUGCUGGACACAAAGACAAAUCUGAUUCAGACUCUUCGACUACUGAUGAUAAUCACCACCCUCCUCUGAUCACCCCCAUUUUACCAACAACUGCUCCCACUGCACCUGGACCCUCUGUCCUCGCUGUACCAGAAUCUACCACCCCCAUUGUCAAUGCUUCACCUGUCCCAACCACCCCUACCAUAACCACUAGAGAGGCACCUCGUACUGCCCAGACCAAUGUCACCCUGGUUCCUAAUGCUCUCAAUGCCAUUUCUAUGGCACUCCCUGCUGUUCCUUGA
Suillus subalutaceus is the source of this 585-nucleotide messenger RNA. RefSeq lists its product as uncharacterized. The transcript has 2 exons. Lineage: Eukaryota; Fungi; Basidiomycota; Agaricomycetes; Boletales; Suillaceae. The record is from RefSeq and is a predicted model, not a curated record. The annotation marks the transcript as partial.